Molecule: messenger RNA, 3570 nt
Organism: Caenorhabditis angaria
Lineage: Eukaryota; Metazoa; Nematoda; Chromadorea; Rhabditida; Rhabditidae
Source: the annotation of a GenBank genome assembly
AUGAAAAAUGAUAAACGGCUUUGGUAUUUUUUGAUGGUUUUGGGAUGUUUGGCGCUGCUCAACGCUCUGAUUUCGACAAUUUUCAGACCCUUCAAUUAUGCACAGUAGGUUUUUCUAUUAUUGAUUUUUUUACUGUUGUUUUUCAUAACCAAAAAAUAAAUAAUCCUCUUAAUUUUAUUAUGUUGAAAUUUUUUUUUGAAAAAAAUUCCUUUUACGAUCUGACCGGUCGAAAAAUCAAAAGAACUAUGGGAUACUGUAGCACUUAGAAUAAGAUUUGAGAAUAAAAUAAUGAGCACAUUUAUGGGGGAUGGAAAAUGUGUGGGAUUUUUAUGAGAUACUGUAGGAGGCUUUUUAAUGUGAUGAUCGAAAUUCAAGACAAAAUUACAGAAAACGAAAAUUUCUUCAGAGCUUGAAUUUUAUUUACAGUAGAAAAAAUAACCUUUUUUUGAAACCGGAAAAAAUACGUUUCAAUAUUUUAAUAAGCAUAUUUGUUAUUGAUACAUAAUGUUAAAUAAUUGAAGUGUGUUUGAAAACAAAAAUUUUAAUUUUAUGAAAAAAUUCCUUUUUUUUCGAAACCUAAAAAAAUACGUUUCUAAUUUUCUUCAAACAAAUUUUUCUCAAUAGCAAUUUUUAGUGCCAAAAAGUUCAUGUUGUUAUUAAUAAUCUUCUGUAAUUUUAAACUGCAGUGAAAAUUUUGACCCAAAAAUGAUUUUAAACAAAUUUCCAUAAGCUCUAUUAACCAAAUAUCGUAUUUUAGGAAAAUAAAACAAACAAAAUGUUUUUUAACUAACAAUUAGCUCCAGAUAUAGAAAUUUUAUACUAAGCCAAUCUUGCACUACAAAAUUCUAUUAGGAAUUAAGGUUCUAAAUAACGAACCUAAUCACAAACAUAUCUGACUAAAAAUAACAUUUCCAGCCAUUUCCAAGUGAUCAACGUUCACUGGAUCAACACAAUCAUUCUAAUCGCCGCAAUCGCUCCUCUAAUCUUCCCCCAACAAACCCUCAAAUCCGAAACCGCCAUCGUCGUCACCAAUGUGAUAAGUCUUUGCAUUUGCGCAAGUUGCGCACUAGCCGAUAUUUCCAACGUGUUGCUUGUAAUUGCACGACGUGGCGGCGGAAAUACCACAGUGUUUUCCACAGAAAACGGCGAGGAAGAGGAUGAUAUCGUGAGUUUUUACGGAAAAUGUUAGAACUUUAGAAAAAAGACGAUUUAGCAGUUGUAUUAUUCGGAUGAUUUUAACUCGUUCUUACGACUACGUGCUGCUGAAUUAGUUAGUUUUGAGAAGGAGUUUGCUCAUUUGCUUUUUACGCGCUUUCCUGCUGGGCUAUAGCUUUUUUUAAAAACUUUUCGGCUGGUCGGAAUUUCAGAUCAGAAUCGGUGAGAUUGAGAGAGACGCAGAGAAAAUCUCUGCCACGUAGUUCACGUUUUUAUUAAAAAAAUUAAUUUUAUAUUUUUUUUCGAUGAAAAAUUGAGAUUUUCACGUGAAAAAAAGAUUGCCACAUAGUUCACGUUUUUUCACGUGAAAAUCUCUUUUAUCGAAAAAAAGAUAAAAUUUAUUUCUAAUAAAACGUGAACUACGUGGCAAUCUUUUCAGAAAUUUUCUCUGCGUCUCUCUCACUCUCACCGAUGACUCUUUAACAUGUUGUGAUUCCGAUCAGCCCUGAUCUAGAAGAUCCGCAUUCAAAAAUCCACUAAUAUUUACAGAGAGAACACCUCUUCACAUAUAAUUGCAUCGAUUUGGCGAUUUGCACAUUAGCCGCAUGUAUUUCCUAUCAAAUGAUCGAAAAUCGCGUGAGAAUCUCGCCAAUCAUGCACAUGGUCGAUAGCAGAAAAGUUCAAGCUCUCGGACUCGGAUUAGUCAUGCUCUCCUCAACAGCAAUCCUGAAUCAUGUUUGGGAGCGAAUUGUGAUGAUGAAUCAUAAACUCGCGAUUUUCGUCGACAUGCAUACCAUGGAUGAAUUCUCGUGGCUCACAAUUAGCAUGGCUACCGGAAUCUUCACAAUAAUGUCAUCUCGGGGAAAUCAAAUCAUUCAAUCUAGUGCAUUUGUGCUAUCCGGCGCAACUAUUUAUCCAUCAUUUUUCUAUGCUUGGCUAGAUUAUCGAGCGAUGACAUCCACACAUUCAAGAUUUUUAUUCAAUCAAGCUGCGCUAUCUUCAAUGAUUGCUCUUCCACAUAUUGGAGUGCUUCUAGCAACCUUCUUGCUCUUCACAAUUUCAAUGAGGGAAACUGUGCAGGUAUUAUCGAAAAUCUCAUCGGUACCACGCGCUCCACCGAAAUAAACACGCAAUGCAGACCGCGUCGCGCUACAACACACAAAAAUUCAAAUUCCCUCCCUUUUUUGUGUGUGUUGUGGCGCGGCGCGGUCUGCGUUGCGUGUUUACUUCGGUGGAGCGCGUGGUACCGAUGAGAUUUUCGAUAAUAUUUCCUUCCAGGUGCGCCUCGAAACCCGCCACAAAAUAAUCUUCGCCGCCUUCUCCCUCUUCUUCCUUAUCGUCGCUGUCGCUCUUGUCGACAUCUCAUUCUACGCAAUCUUCACCAAACAGUUCUAUCGCAUCUUCCACAGUUCCGAGCAAAAACUGCCAUUCCUCGCCGCAUUUUUAUCACUUUUCACUGGCUUGAGUGUCUUCACAAAGUUCAAUUUCAUCACAAUUUCUGCUUCGAUAGUUAUCGCAUUGUUGGCACUGAAUUCAACAUAUCUCCACAUUUUUUCAUAUUUUUAUCUGCGUUGGAAUGGGUAUUUUAUCGAUGUUACAAAUUUGGAGUUUCUCGUGUUGCCUGCCGAUAAAUUUGAGAAUGGAACUGAGAGUGAGUUUGCUUCUUUUUUUUUGAAAAAAAAUAAUCUAUUUUUGCAGCCUCAAUGGUUCACACAGUCGAAACAUCCAUCAAUGUUCUCUCACUCUUCGCCUCCUUCUCUCUCGUCACAUUUCUCAUGAUCCUCUGCCGAACUCACACAUCUCCCUCCGAAAUUCUCGAGCAAACCACUUCCAAACUCCCACGCGAACGUCGAAUUCUAAUUCUUGGUGUCUCAAUGUUGGCUGGCGCAUUUGUUGUGCUCAUUUUGGCUAUCUAUUUAUUGAUUGUAACCGAUAGAGUUCACCCGCUUGUCACGAUUUAUUCGCAGAUUUUUCAAUUGGUUCUAGGCUUAUCGAUCACCAGUUUUGCGUUGUUUCAGGUGAGUAACACUGCAUUUUUCAGAGAAAAACCUAUUUUUUCUCUGAAAACAGGUUCUGGUCUCCGAAACACUCUCCAAAUACCCGCUCUACCAAUCCUCUCUCAUGUUUCUAUCAAUCGUUCGAGCUCUCGACAUCCUCACUCAAAUCGACUACAAAGAUGUCGGAACUCAACCAUACGCUUGGACAAUUCACGCGCUCAUCGAGUAUAUUUCAAUUUUCGCUCACUUUUUGACAAUCGCCGAGUUGUUAUAUAUCCAAGGAGCUGGUCGACCGCUAGUCGAACCAGCCGAAAUCCCGCUGACGUUCGAGAACCCGCUGAGUCCUGAAAAUAACGGAGUUGGCGAUGAGAAUGGCUAUGUUAUGCUUCAAACAAAUGAUGUGAAUGUUGAAGAAUAG